AUGGAUAUUGAUGAUAUUCUGAGAGAGGCAGACCCCGAGGAUUACUCUGCGCCUGGCGAUGAUGGAGAUUUGGAGGCAUUGACCAGGGCAUGGGUUGCUGAACGUUCAGCUCCCGAGUUGUUGGAUUGGCCGUCUAAUGGCCUGAUCCAAAGAGCCAACGAGAAAAUUCAGAGGCAAAUCGAGAAGGUCGAAGUCAUGACCGGCGACGUGGACCCCAAGACAAAUUUUGGUCUCGUUAUCAUCCAAACUGAGCUAGAGAGGUGGAAGUACUUGGUGCGGGGAUUUUUGAGAGCAAGGCUUGCCAAGAUUGACAAGCACACACUUCACUAUCUAUCUUCGCCCUCUCUUAGGUCACGACUCUCGCCGUCGGAGAUUUCAUUUGCGACACGCCAUCAAGCUCUGCUCCACGAGCAUUAUCUUUUGUCUUUCUUGCAGUCAUUUCCUCCCCAGUUAAGGAAUCUAGAUGAUACCGCGGGUGGAAUUAGCAUGGUUGACGCUCCUGAACUUGACACAGCAGUCUUUAUCAGGGCCCUGAAAGACUGUCUUGUUGGAACUCAAGGGGGAAAUGCAGAAGAUAUGGUGGAAGCUUUGGCCGGAGAAGUGCUGAUUUCCAGGUGGGCGGAUGUAAAGCCUUUGGUGCUGAGCGGGGAUGCGGAACUUGUUUGA
Messenger RNA from Pseudogymnoascus destructans, 666 nucleotides. RefSeq names its product GINS complex subunit (gene SLD5). The record is from RefSeq and is a predicted model, not a curated record. The transcript has 3 exons. The coding region runs from base 1 to 666 and encodes 221 amino acids. Gene Ontology annotation, cellular component: GINS complex. Lineage: Eukaryota; Fungi; Ascomycota; Leotiomycetes; Thelebolales; Thelebolaceae. Gene Ontology annotation, biological process: double-strand break repair via break-induced replication; DNA-templated DNA replication.